Colossoma macropomum (tambaqui) is the source of this 2313-nucleotide messenger RNA. RefSeq names its product family with sequence similarity 189 member A1 (gene entrep2). The transcript is spliced from 12 exons. Gene Ontology annotation, cellular component: membrane. NCBI's taxonomy places the organism in Eukaryota, Metazoa, Chordata, Actinopteri, Characiformes, Serrasalmidae. The coding region runs from base 67 to 2217 and encodes 716 amino acids. The record is from RefSeq and is a predicted model, not a curated record.
CUGAGCCCCGUGUCUCUGGCCCGCAGCCUCUCCCGUCUGAGGGAGUUCAGGACGCGGACUCGGAUCAUGCUCUCUCUCGGCGUCGCUCAGAUGGUCCUGGGCAGCCUCAUACUGGCCGUGAGCUUCGCCGCCUUAGCCCUCACUACCUCCCCCAGAGUCCGGCACUCCUGCCCCUUCUGGGCUGGCUUCUCGGUGCUGCUGUCAGGUCUGAUUGGAGUAGUGUCAUGGAAAAGACCCCUCUCUUUGGUGAUCACCUUCUUCAUGUUGCUGUCGGCGGUCUGCGUCAUGUUGAACCUGGCUGGUGCCAUCCUCUCCUGUCAGAAUGCCCAGCUGGUCAACUCUCUGGAGGACUGUCAACUGAUAAAGUUCGACAGUGAUGGCGUGUGUGUUUGCUGCGAGCUUCAGCACCAGAGCUCCAGCUGCAACAACCUGGGAGAGACGCUCAAGCUGAACCCACUGAGGGACUGCAACACCAUCCGCCUGCGUUUGAAGGAGCUGUUGUUUAGUGUGUGUGCGUUGAAUGUCAUCUCCACCAUUGUGUGCGCUCUUGCUACAGCCAUGUGCUGCAUGCAGAUGGUCUCCACUGAUAUACUGCAGAUGUUCAUGCCGCACAGAGCGCGGGCCCUGAGCGCUGACUGCAUGACUCCUCAUGGCACCAUCCUUCACCAGACGCUGGACUUCGACGAGUUCAUCCCACCCAUCCCCCCGCCCCCAUACUACCCCCCAGAGUACACCUGCACCCCGGUGUUGGAGGGCCAGAGAGGCCUGCAUCUAGACUUCCCUCACUCUCCCUUCAGUGCCAUAUAUGGUGUGCCUAUCAACAGCCCAGGAACCUUGUACCCGUCAGAACUACCACCACCAUAUGAGUCGGUGGUGGGCCAGACCCCUGCCAGCCAGGUCACCACCAGUUUGGAGCAGCAGGCCACAGAGUCCAGCAUAUGUGAGAGGAACACUACAGCAGGCCUCAGCACUCAGGCAUCAGUGGACAGUGCUUCUCUAAUGGUGUCCGAGCUGGCAGAUAUUCCUGACCGCAGCUGUUCCUCAGAGGACCUGUGUUCUCUGGAGGUGCAGGGCUCGGACUCCUCUCCAUAUGGGACACUCCAUACGGCUCCCACUGACGGCAGCUGCACCAGCCUGGAGCACAGUGUGCGCUCUUCCAUGCGCCGGGAGGCCCGCUCUCCUGCCUGCCUCGACCGCAGCGAGUCCUCCAUCGUCCAGGACUCUGCCGCUCGAUCACGAGAAACCAUGAAUGCCCUGGAGAGAGACGAUACUCCAACCUCCAGAGAUCGGGCGAGUACCAAGUUAACUCUUCCUGUUCCCCCAGCCUCUGAACCCCAGCCAUGUGCCUCCAGCUCUGGAGCUGUAGCAUCUGCAGCUGCAGCAUCUGCCCCGAGCCCCCUUGCCUGCCCCUCUCCAUCCCCCUCCGGCCGGCCGAAAGGCGCUCGGCUUUGCUUCAGUGUCUGGACCCCUCAGCCCUCCUCUACCUCAGCUCACGGCAGCUCCACAGCCUCUGAGCGUCCUCGCACGCUCCGAGCAAGACGAUACCGCAAGCUGGCAAGGAUCGUGCGCUCCACCAGUGAUCCCGUCUCCUGUAACUCCAUAACUAGAAGUGAGAGCUGUGGCUGUACAUCUGUGGGCAACCAACCACAGCAGGAGUCCCCACAGACCCCUUCAGAUCAAGCCUGCAUGGAGCUUUCAGGCGGCACAGUGUCCCAGUGUGCCAAACCCAGCGGCCGCGGGGCUAAGAAGCAGAAGGAUGGUGGGAAGGUGGACCUGCGUCUCAAAGCAUUGCACCCGACCUCCACAGAGCGGCCUCACUCGCUAGCAGACCUCAAGACCUACAAAGACACCAAGAUACUAGUGGCCAGAUUUCUGGAGCACUCCAGCUGCAGCCUCCCCCCAGAGGUACAGCAAGUGGUCAACAGCAUCAAAUAUGUCAUCAAAUCGGACGAGAAGCACAUGGAGGAGGCCAUAUUUAGUGCCAGCAUACUAGAUCAGGUGAUGUCACAGUCACGACGAAUCUUGAGUAGCCCCAGAAAGCACGCUCACGAAGACCUGCACCUGCAGAGCUGUGGGGCGUUAAGCUCCCCGUCCCCAUCCCUGCGCCGUCCGCAGCAUCGAGUAACCGGCCAGUCAGCUCCAGCCGCGAGCCCGGGUCACCAGGCCCCUUACCGGCCCCAAAGCCUCGUCAGUGUGUGCAGAGAAACGAUCCUCUGACCCCAGUCUUGCUCCAUCGACCCAGACCCCUCAUGCCCCUGUACUUCUCGUGCCAAUCUCGUGCCAAGGCCAAGUCCUAGUUUUCAUCAGCAGAAA